GUGUGUUUACAUAUCAUACCCCAACAUUAAUUUCAAAUGACAGCCUAUUCUAAAGGUUCGUCUCCCCCAGUGUCACCACCGGGACCGUCGAAAUGGCGUAUUCGACCAAGUCAUCGAGGAUUCAUGAUACCUGCCAUCCAGAAGACAGUAAACAAAAAUGGCGACAAGAAGGGUAAAGCGCCUCAAAAAUCGCAGGACUUGAACGAUUGUUUCGAAGAAGCGUUGCAACAAACAAACGCACCUGAUAAAGACGACGACCAAGACGGCACUAACAAUGACCAACCGACACCUCAGAAAAAACCAAAGCGCAAUAGCAACAUCAGCAGCAGCAGCAAAAGAAGACGCUUGGAGCCCACAGCUAUUGAUACCAUCAAAGAGGCAUCAUUAAUGAAGCCUGGCAAAGGCAGCUCCUCCGAAAACCCGUCUGAGCGUAGCAGUAACAGCAGCGCUGCUGUGACGCGUAAGCGUCGCAGAACGUCGUCAAAAUCCGCAGCUCAAGAAAAAGUAGUAAACGCCACUCAGAAACAUGCAAAAGUGGAGGAAAGAUUUGAGGUGGAAGCGAUUAAGGGACACAAGAUAUACCGGAGCAGGGUAGUCAAAUACGAAAUCAAAUGGCUUGGAUAUUCUGAAAAGCACAACACCUGGGAGCCUGCUACCAGUUUCCAUGAGUAAGUAGCGGGUUGGACCACCUGGAUUUCUGUUGACGAUCCCAUAGCGCACCGCCUUUU
Molecule: messenger RNA, 728 nt
Organism: Zychaea mexicana
Lineage: Eukaryota; Fungi; Mucoromycota; Mucoromycetes; Mucorales; Lichtheimiaceae
Exons: 3
Coding region: 37-672 (211 amino acids)
Source: RefSeq, a predicted model, not a curated record